This is a messenger RNA of Talaromyces stipitatus ATCC 10500, 2409 nucleotides long. Its product is annotated as RNase L inhibitor of the ABC superfamily, putative. The record is from RefSeq and is a predicted model, not a curated record. Gene Ontology annotation, biological process: ribosomal subunit export from nucleus; translational initiation; translational termination. Gene Ontology annotation, molecular function: ribosomal small subunit binding; ATP binding; ATP hydrolysis activity. The transcript is spliced from 10 exons. Bases 1 to 1791 code for a protein of 596 amino acids. Lineage: Eukaryota; Fungi; Ascomycota; Eurotiomycetes; Eurotiales; Trichocomaceae.
AUGCUUAGAAUUGCUAUUGUCAAUAGUGACAAGAAAUGCCGUCAAGAGUGCAAGAAGUCUUGCCCUGUGGUACGCACAGGCAAGCUCUGUAUCGAAGUGACACCGGAAUCCAAAAUCGCCUUCAUUUCCGAGCGCCUCUGUAUCGGUUGCGGUAUCUGCCCUAAGAAAUGUCCUUUCGGAGCCAUUCACAUUAUCAAUUUGCCGACCAACCUUGAGACACAAGUCACCCAUCGUUACUCGGCAAAUAGCUUCAAGUUGCAUCGGUUGCCUAUGCCUCGGCCUGGUCAGGUGCUCGGUUUAGUCGGUGCAAACGGUACUGGAAAGAGUACGGCCCUGAAAAUCCUGAGUGGUAAACUCAAGCCCAAUCUCGGCCGCUAUGACGACCCCCCUGACUGGCAGGAGAUUCUGAAAUACUUCCGUGGAUCCGAACUUCAGAAUUACUUCACGAAAGUCCUCGAAGACAACUUGAAGGCUGUCGUCAAGCCUCAAUACGUCGACCAGAUUCCCAGAGCGGUCAAGGGCCCUGUGAAAGAGGUCGGUCCUCUAAUCGAGGCUCGUUCCCAAAUGGACAACAUGGAACACAUUAUGGACGUACUUGAGCUUAAGCAGGUCGAGAACCGCGACAUCAACCUCCUCUCUGGUGGAGAGUUACAGCGUUUUGCCUUGGCUUUAGUCUGUGUGCAACAGGCGGAUGUGUACAUGUUCGACGAGCCCAGUUCCUACCUCGACAUCCGUCAGAGACUUGCUGCUGCCCGUACUAUUCGAGAAUUGCUCCGCCCUGAUGACUAUGUUAUCGUUGUUGAGCACGAUUUGUCUGUUUUGGACUACCUUUCCGACUUCGUCUGUGUACUGUACGGUCGGCCAGCUGUCUACGGUGUUGUUACUCUGCCAUCGUCUGUUCGUGAAGGUAUCAACAUCUUCCUUGAUGGCCAUAUCCCCACCGAGAACUUGCGUUUCCGCGAGGAGUCUUUGACCUUCCGCAUUGCCGAGGCUGGUGAUGAUUUCUUGGUUGACAAGGGCCGAGCGUUCCAUUAUCCUAAGAUGGAAAAGACUAUGGGCAACUUCCACCUGUCCAUCGACUCGGGUAAAUUCACUGAUUCGGAGAUUAUUGUUCUGAUGGGUGAAAAUGGAACUGGUAAAACCACGUUCUGCAAAAUGCUUGCUGGAGCUGAGAAGCCAGACGGGACUAUUUCAAUUCCUCGAAUGAAUAUCAGCAUGAAGCCACAGAAGAUCACUCCCAAGUUCCAGGGUACAGUUCGACAACUGUUCUUCAAGAGAAUCAAGGCUGCUUUCCUCAACCCACAGUUCCAGACUGAUGUCUACAAGCCUCUCAGGAUUGAUGAUUUCAUUGAUCAGGAAGUUCAAAAUCUUUCCGGUGGUGAAUUGCAACGUGUUGCUAUCGUCCUCGCUCUCGGUAUUCCAGCCGACAUUUAUCUGAUUGACGAGCCUUCCGCUUAUCUUGACGCGGAGCAGAGAAUUACUGCUUCGCGUGUCAUUAAACGAUUCAUCAUGAACACGAAGAAGACUGCCUUCAUCGUCGAGCACGAUUUCAUCAUGGCUACUUAUCUCGCUGAUCGUGUCAUUGUGUUCGAUGGGAAGCCAUCCAUCGAUGCUCACGCCAAUGAGCCUGAAUCGCUUCUCACUGGCUGCAACAGAUUCCUUAAGAACUUGGACGUGACUUUCCGUCGUGAUCCCAACAGUUUCCGUCCUCGAAUCAACAAGUACCAGAGUCAGCUUGAUCAGGAGCAGAAGUUGAACGGCAACUACUUCUUCUUGGAAGAAGAGAGUUGAAAAGGGCGUCCCACAGAAGGAUCGUCGCGAUCGUCGAUGGUACGAUAGACGCGAUGCUUAUAAACGGCGUCGAUGGUUUCUGUUAAGAAAAAAGGGCGUUCGGGUCGGAGCAUUUUUAGGCGUUCGGAGGCAGUCUCUGGCCCAUUCUUCAUGUGCUGAUGAAACUGCUGACAAUGAUGAUGACGAGGAGGAUGAUGCUUUGUCGACAUCUCCACUGUGCACACCAUUGAUUUCCACUUCAAUUCCCCUCCAAACCGCUGGACAACCAAUUCUGCGCAUUCCUAGCCUAAAGCGGACGUAUAUGGGACAGAACGAAGCUUAGAACAUCAGUGGACUCCAGCAUUGCCAAUGUGCAAACCGGGUUCGUGGACAUGAAGGAGAUUAUAUGUCUCAAGGGCUCCCCUUGUGACCAUGGCGAAAAUCAAAAGUUCUUACGAUAACUUGACAGGAUCUUCUUGUAGAACCCGUUUGCGCAACAGUCAUUGAAUUUCUUGUAUACAGGCUACUCCAUUGUAGGCUGCCAGUCAUGUGCUUUUUAUCUUACAUACUUAGGUAUAACACACUCGUUUCAAUCCAUUUCAAUAUUUGAUUCCAAUGAGCAUCGUCUUCUGAAUCUGU